AUGGAUAAAAUCUUGGAUAAAGCCAAGUUUUUGUGGUCGAAGACCAACCGUUUCCACAGAGUUAUUUUAAUAUUUCUACUUGUGGAGCUAAGAUUCAUACCCGGAGGCCAGUUUGGGUUCCGCUGUAAUGACCCUGCAUUAUCAUACCAAUUUAAUGGAGACACGAUCAGCUGGAAAUGGCUGAUGGUUGUUACGAUACUGCUACCCCUUGUUGUUAUGUUACUAACUGAACGCAAAUACCACAAUGUUGACAAACAACGGCCUAAGAAUAGAGCUCUCCGGUGGUAUAAAGAGUACAUGUAUGGAUUCGUACUUAAUCUGACUGUUGUGCAAGUUUUGAAGUUGAUAGUCGGUUCGCCGAGACCACAUUUCUUUGAUACUUGCAUGCCGAAGGAGGCUACGACUUGUCAAGACUCGGACUACGUCUCCAGCUACACUUGCACUAAAGCUCAUUGGAUGAAUCAGUCUGACCGCAGCUUUCCCUCAGGACACACCUCGCUGGCUCUGCAUGCUGCCUUGUUCAUCGUUUAUUACCUCCACAGACGCAGCAAACCACAUACACGAGCCAUCCGAGCCAUACAAACAGGCUGCAUGGCGUCUGCAGUGUACUGCGCUCUCUCGCGUAUGUCCGACCACCGGCACCACUGGUGGGACGUGCUGGCUGGCACAAUGAUCGGUUUUAUUAGUUUAUACUACACGACCAAACUAUGCAAGAACUUCGAGUGUCGCAAUACAAAAGCCGCUGAUAAAGAGAAGACGCUAGAGAAAGAGCAAGCAAGUGAAAUGAACAACGUAAAUGGCGGUGGCGAUGGUCCAAGUAUACCUAUUCUAGAAACCGUUGAUACUUAACCAAAAACUAUUGCCUAAAGUGAGUAUCGCAUAUUGCUUCCAAAUGUAGACAUGACAGUUUUUUCAAUUUCAUCAUAAAAGCAAUGUGAUUGUUACAAGCCAUGGUUGCAAAAAAUGUUC
Messenger RNA from Hyposmocoma kahamanoa, 969 nucleotides. RefSeq names its product phospholipid phosphatase 1-like. Gene Ontology annotation, biological process: phospholipid dephosphorylation; signal transduction; phospholipid metabolic process. Bases 1 to 849 code for a protein of 282 amino acids. Gene Ontology annotation, molecular function: phosphatidate phosphatase activity. Lineage: Eukaryota; Metazoa; Arthropoda; Insecta; Lepidoptera; Cosmopterigidae. The transcript is spliced from 6 exons. The record is from RefSeq and is a predicted model, not a curated record.